GUCAAUUGCAGUUGAUUUCUUUCAGUAACUAACGAAAAAGACAAAAAAUAAAGAUUCAUUCCAUGGAAUAUUACAGAAAUAUCCCACAUCCCCUCCCUUCCUCCCUCCAUUCAUACAUAACAAAAUCCCUACUCAAGCCAUCUUCAUCCAUCUCUUAUUUUCUUUGACACUUUCAAUAUCAUUUAUUGUGUAGUAGGUAGCUAUCUAGUCCCUACCUAUCAAUACCAAAUCCAAAUACUCCACCAUUCCGUCCCUCCCGCAUAAUCCGGAUCCUACCCUUUCCACCAUUUCCUUACGUUAAUUAAUAUUUCACGCUGUACUUGAUCCAGUAAAGCUUUCUUCAACAAUCGUCAUAGUCUCUUAGCUUCUUCACCAGUGAUAACUCGGUCUUGUGUUGGUCAAGGAAGGUAACUUAGGAAAAGGCAUCAUUGGAGAUUUGACAUCCUUGGAGUCAUCACCGAUCAUCAUCGUCACACGAAUUACAAACUGGAUAGCGUAGAGCUUAUUCACAGCUCUCAUAUACAUUAAACUCCCUCUCCCUGAGACUUUGCUUCUUCAUCAAUUUACUCUUUUAUAUCGACAAACAGCUUUCGUAUCAAAAGCUCUCAAGACAGAAAUAUCAACAUAUACCCUUCUCGCCCCAUUCAACACCACAAAAUCAUUUCAAAAUGUUUUCACUACCACAAUUCGUUUUGAGGUUUCUCCAGUUUAUCUGCGUCCUCAUUGCCCUCGCUCUCGUCGCUGCGGCCAUAGAUGACCAGUUUUUCGGCAACUCAAGUGUGAACUGGGCCAUGUUUGUCGCCGUUUUCUCGAUGAUUGUUGUUUUCUAUGGAAUGGCAGCCGCAUUUGUAGAGUCGCUAGCACAGCCCAUGAUCCUGGGUGCUAUGGACGGUCUCGCUACCCUUUUUAACUUCAUCGCUGGUGUUGUUCUUGCCGCCAGACUCGGUGUACACAGCUGCAGUAACAGAAGGUACCUCAUCAGCAACAGCCUGACACAAGCAAUGGGAGGAAGAUGCCGGGAGCUCCAGGCUGCCACCGCAUUCUUCUGGUUCGCUUUUGCUUUGUUCGCUGCGUCCAUCGCCAUGGAUUUCAUAGGUGGAGGUUCCAGCAUGGCUCGUCGUAGCAAUGUUCGCAAAAGCGCACCAACCAUGUCCCAAGUAUAAGCAACGAACUGGCAAACAAUGGAUCAAGUGGCAACGAAAGCUUACUACUCGCGGUCAGGGUAAUAGGAUAACAAGUAGGGCUGAAUGCCCAUUUUGAAUUGCGUUCAAGCGCAAAGCUAUGCAAACGAUGUUUAUGUCUUUACGAGUUUAGCAUAAGAAAGGCAGAAGGGGUUUUGGACGCUGUCUUUUGCUGUGUACAAUAUGUUCGGGAAUAUGGACUUAAUAAUACCAUACUUAAUAAUAAAUAAAUGUAUUCGAUGUCUUA
Botrytis byssoidea is the source of this 1428-nucleotide messenger RNA. RefSeq lists its product as uncharacterized. The transcript is spliced from 3 exons. NCBI's taxonomy places the organism in Eukaryota, Fungi, Ascomycota, Leotiomycetes, Helotiales, Sclerotiniaceae. Gene Ontology annotation, cellular component: eisosome; plasma membrane. Gene Ontology annotation, biological process: eisosome assembly; protein localization to plasma membrane. The coding region runs from base 669 to 1163 and encodes 164 amino acids. The record is from RefSeq and is a predicted model, not a curated record.